AUGGCGCGAGCGUCGCGUGUGUACCCCGCCCUGUUGCUGCACAUCAACUUGCUGCUCGUGUUGUUCGCGGGCGCCAUGCUGGCGACGGCGGCGCGGUUGAAGUGGGACCCGAGCGCGUACAUCCCGGCCCGGGAGCUGCUCCCCGCCGAGUACCGGAGCGCCGCGUGCGUGCUGCCCGCCGCCGGCCUGGCGCUGCUGCUGCUGGCCCACCUCGCCCUCACCGCCCUCAGCUGCCGCCCUCCAACUAGACGAGUCUUGCUCGUUGUGGUGCAGAACACUCUACUAUCAUAA
Messenger RNA from Danaus chrysippus (African queen), 291 nucleotides. Lineage: Eukaryota; Metazoa; Arthropoda; Insecta; Lepidoptera; Nymphalidae. The record is from the annotation of a GenBank genome assembly.